This is a messenger RNA of Pseudoliparis swirei, 498 nucleotides long. It is a transcript of the gene rps12, whose product is annotated as ribosomal protein S12. The record is from RefSeq and is a predicted model, not a curated record. Gene Ontology annotation, molecular function: structural constituent of ribosome. NCBI's taxonomy places the organism in Eukaryota, Metazoa, Chordata, Actinopteri, Perciformes, Liparidae. The coding region runs from base 74 to 472 and encodes 132 amino acids. Gene Ontology annotation, cellular component: ribosome; cytosolic small ribosomal subunit. The transcript is spliced from 6 exons. Gene Ontology annotation, biological process: translation.
UAUGACGUCCUCUUUUACUGCUACCCAAGAGGAGGACAGGAACUUUAAGCCCACCAUCCAUCAAUAAUCAACAAUGGCCGAGGAUGGCGUCGCUGCUGGAGGUGUGAUGGAUGUCAACACGGCUCUCCCUGAAGUGCUCAAGACCGCACUGAUCCACGAUGGCCUCGCCCGUGGUAUCCGUGAGGCUGCCAAGGCCCUGGACAAGCGUCAAGCCCAUCUCUGCGCCCUUGCAGGCAACUGUGAUGAGCCCACAUAUGUCAAGCUGGUGGAAGCCCUCUGUGCUGAGCAUCAGAUCAACCUAAUCAAGGUUGAUGACAACAAGAAGCUCGGCGAGUGGGUCGGUCUGUGCAAGAUUGACCGUGAGGGCAAACCCCGCAAGAUUGUGGGCUGCAGCUGUGUCGUUGUCAAGGACUAUGGCAAGGAGUCUCAAGCAAAGGAUGUGAUUGAAGAAUACUUCAAAGCAAAGAAAUAAAAUUUCAAUAAAAAGUGGAAAUAGUU